CUUGUAGGUUUGUUAGUGCACCUGGGACGAGCAGCAUUGAUGUGAUUUGUGCGGAUUUAGUCUUGCGUUUAACCGAUAGUAGUGCAGUUUUGUUAAAUUCCCAUUUUGUGAACAUGAAGCCUGUGGAAGCAAUAAGGAUAACGUGCAUAGUGCUAGUGGCUGGAGUCAUAAAUGAAAUCAAUGGUCAAUCGGAUUACUGUGAUCCAACAUUGUGCAAGAACAAACUAACUCAUGUAGGAUGUGGUAAGACCGACAACUACGGUCCAUACUGCCCGGUCGAUAGGCAAUUGGUACCAAUGACGGAAGAGGUGAAAACCUAUAUCCUGGAUCUGCACAACGUGUUCCGAGCCAAUGUAGCGCGUGGUGAGGUGACAAACUAUGCACCCGCUUCUCGGAUGCCUACACUGGUUUGGAAUGACGAGCUGCAAAAGCUAGCCGAGUACAACGUUAAAACUUGCAUCUACGGCCACGACUAUUGUCGCAACACGAAGGAUUUUCCUCUCGUUGGCCAAAACAUUGCCGCGAACUCCUUCUACGGGAUGGAAGUGACUCCAUUGGAUACCAUGACCGAACUGCUCUCCAGUUGGUACGGGGAAAGCGAUAAUGCUAAUCAGGAUUAUAUCGAUUCAUAUCCGCUGCUAGGACAAGAUCCGCCAAAGGAUAUUGGACACUUUACGCAGAUCGUGAUGGAUAAAGCAACGGCUGUCGGAUGUGCUAUGAUUCAGUAUACCCAGAACGAGCAGGGUCACGAUUGGGUGCAUCAGAAUUAUGUUUGCAACUAUUCAAACUCAAUCGCUCGCGGUCAUCCGGUUUACGUGAAGGGCAAUCCUUGCGAGCAAUGCGUCACAGGGUGCAGCACAAGUUAUCCUGGUCUUUGCAAUAUCGGAGAGCCGGUACAGCCAACGGCAGCAUGGUGAAUUUGUUCGUUGUGUGGCUGACCCAUCGCCAUCGGCCAACAGGCUGAAUUGCCUUUCCUAUAUUGAUUUGCUACUAUUUAUUGUUACACUCGCGCAUUUCAUCCAUUUCACAUCAUUGUAAGGCAGCGAAGGAGAAUACUAUUAAAAGUACCGAUCUUUGAUACGAG
Molecule: messenger RNA, 1084 nt
Organism: Anopheles darlingi
Lineage: Eukaryota; Metazoa; Arthropoda; Insecta; Diptera; Culicidae
Product: antigen 5 like allergen Cul n 1-like
Exons: 5
Coding region: 114-917 (267 amino acids)
Source: RefSeq, a predicted model, not a curated record